AUGGAAACAUCAAAAUACUCACAGGAGAGUACAAAGGAGCCAAAGUCUCAAAACUGGAGGAGGGGGUUCAGUUUUUCAUCGUUACGUCUCAAAAAAAGUAACAACAGUUUUGAAGAAGGUGGAGUCUCACGACAAAGAGGAGCAUGGUCCUUUUCAUCAUCUAGAGAGUUCUCAAAACGAGAAUCAUUUCAUGAUGGAGGUGCUGCCUCACAGUUACACAGCACUCAAUUCCAAAUCAAUAAUUCAGGUGAACAGCCCAAGAAUAGCUUGAUCUCAGAUGUUGCUGGUAAUGUUCCAGGAGAUGGCAGUGGACGACCAAAAGCACUCAAGAGGCUUAGUGCUAUGUGGUCUUCAUUUCGCAAAGGCAAACGAGAUAGAGUAAAAAUCCAAGAUCCUCCAGAACCACUGUGCCUGACAGGGGACGACAAAAAAACGAGGCAACAUCGUUUUGCCAGUGGCCAGUACUUUUUUGAGUAUUUGGUGGUGGUAAGCCUCAAGAAAAGCAAGGAUGGCAACAACUACGAACCUCAGAUCACCUACCAGUUCCCCAAGAGAGAUGGGAUGGCCAAAUUUCAAAAGGAAGAGGAGGAGCGCACGCUGAAAGCAAUCACACUUUUCUGCUUCCCAGAGGGUAUCAAAUGGGCCCCUUUGACUGAAUAUCAUAGUGAAACCUUUUCCUUUGUGUUAACGGAGAUUGACGGCAGCCGGAGAAAUGGUUACUGCAGGCGACUACUGCCUAGUGGGAAGGGGGCUCGUCCCCCUGAGGCAUACUGUAUCAUCAGCAGCUUGGCUUGUUUUGGCCUGUUUUCUAAGAUUUUUGAUGAGGUUGAGAAGAGGCGGCAGAUCUCCAUGGCUAUGAUUUACCCAUUCAUGCAGAAAUUGCGGGAGGCUCCAUUCCCAGCUCCAGGAAACACUGUGGAGAUUAAAAGCUUCAUUCCUGAGUCGGGAACUGAGAUAAUCAGACUGACGCGGCCGCUGGAUUCCUGGCUGGAGCACGUCAACUUUGACAUGCUGUUCAGUUGCCUUACAGAUGAGGAAGUGCUACUGGUGUUUGCAGCUGCUGUCCUUGAGAGACGGAUCAUUUUCAUUGCUGAUGAAUUGGGCACAUUAUCCCAGGUCAUUCACGCAGUAGCAGCUCUUCUAUAUCCAUUUACAUGGCAGCACACCUUCAUCUCCAUAGUUCCAGAGAUCCUAAUCGAUGUUGUGAUGGCACCAACUCCAUACCUGCUUGGAGUACAGAAACGUCUGCUUGACCUCGUCACUGACCAAAACGAUCUGCUGAUAGUGGAUUUAUCAGAGAAGAAAAAUGAAACUUUCAUUGUUUCUAUUGGCGAUGAGAGCUCUAUUCUUCCCCCAAAACUGCAAAGUGAAAUCCGAGAGGCGCUCAGUGAGAGAAAGAAUGUAUCAGCAACAGAAGAUGUGAAUCGUGUGGUGUCGGAGGCCUUCCUGCUGUUCUUUGUGAAAACAGUUGGUCAUUAUAUGUCCUAUGUGAAAUGCAGUCAGGCUGGAGACCAGAGAGUGUUUGAAAAAAGGAACUUCUACAAGGCCAUCGAGUCAAAGACCACGCGUCACUUUGUCAAGAAGUUUAUCCAGACUCAGAUGUUUGAUCUGUUCAUUCAGGAAGUGGAACAACAACAGACUGGACCACAACAGGGAAUAUUUCACAAAAAAAUUGUGGAAUACGAGGAAAGGAAGAAAAAGGAAAAGACCAAGAAACACUAG
Nerophis lumbriciformis (worm pipefish) is the source of this 1722-nucleotide messenger RNA. NCBI's taxonomy places the organism in Eukaryota, Metazoa, Chordata, Actinopteri, Syngnathiformes, Syngnathidae. The record is from RefSeq and is a predicted model, not a curated record.